CUCUCCCACACUCUGGAUGUGGAAGGGAUUUGGCGCAUGCGCCCCGGGCCCCUCUCCUCGCACACUGAGCCGGGCACACAGAGAGGAGCGGCCGGAACUUCGGCAUCCCCUGGCCGGCUGGGAGUGAGCGCGGUUCGUGGAACUCCUCAACGUUCUGCUGGUGGAUGGAGUGUCACAUUGUAUCACGCGCUGCAUUCCGCUGACCAGGACUCCAGCACAGCAAGUUCUCCCUGACGCUGCCAGUCACAGAGUGUGCCCGGGGGCAGCUCACUGGCAUUGCCAGCUCAGUCAAGAGGUUCCGCGGGUCCGGGGCACCGAGAGGAUUCUUCAUGGACAUGGAUCUCAUGCCUUCCCUGGAUCCCCCCAACCCGUCCGGAUAGAAGAGUUGUAGGAAUCCUCUCUCCUGCAAGGAUUUGACACAUCGUUCUGUGCCUGUGAAUCGGGCUGUGCCUGUGAAUCAGACAUGACAGCCACAGCUGCCCAAAAGUGCCUGAAAAAUGACAAAGUGGAUGAAGCCCAGGCACUGGCUAGAAGCUGUGCAGGAAGACCAGAUUUCAAACCCUGUGAUGGUCUCUCUAUCUGUGCUACCCAUAGCCACGGGAAGUGCUUCAGACUCCACUGGUGCUGCCACCUGGGGUGGUGCCACUGCAAAUAUGUAUAUCAGCCCAUGACUCCUGUAGAACAGCUUCCAAGUACAGAAAUUCCAGCAGAGCCCCAGGACCAGUCAAACACCAUUCAGCUCUCUGUCUCGCUGGCCGAGCAAUUUCUCAAGGUAUCUUCUUCUUUCCAGCCUCCAUAUAUGCCAGAGUCUCCCCGAUACUGCACCAUCUCCGACCUCUUCCUGGAUAAUUAUCAAGUAAAAUGUAUCAAUGGAAAGAUGUGCUACGUACAACGCCAACAGCCACCUCCUCCAUCUCAUCGAGCUAGGCCUGAAAGAGAGCUCCCACAAGAAGUCUACCCACCCAAAGAUUCAGAGGGCCCAAAAAUAGACCACUGCUCAUCCCCUUCUAACUCGGAAGACUCUGGUAUAAAUGCGGUGGGAAUUCCAUACUUAGAAUCAUGUGACGAGGACACAGAGGAAGGGGCAGAGCUGAGCUCAGAAGAAGAUUGCAGUCCAGAUAGUUGUUGGGGGCAGGACAACUGUCCACUAGUAUCACCAUCCAAGACUGACCUGGAGAUCAUAGAGACAAUAGAGACAACAGUUUGAGUCAAUGGCUGUGGAUGGACCAAGGUUAAAGAUCAUAUGUUAAUACAUGUGGGUGAAUUGUGGCUUCUAUUUUGCCAAGGGACAGAGCAAUACAAUCAACACAAUAUUGCACACCGAUCUAUAGCUCUCCAAAAGGCACAAUGUGAUCAAUGUAUAGAUAAACAGUUUUUAAUCUGUUAUAUGGAUAAGUGGCAUCAGUUCAAUGGAUGAUGGUAAAUUAGAAUCUGUGCUUAGUGAAGGUUAUUUUUUUUUUUUAUUUAUUAAGGAAGAUUUUUGGUUGUAUUCAGUGUGUAACCUAGAGCUAUCACAAAUAAGGGGCCUUGUAUGUCCAAUAUGCUGUAAUGAAUAUGAAACAGGCAGUAUUAUAUCACUCACGUGUUGUCAGCCUCUUUAGAGGGAUGUAUCAAUGUUUAUACCACGUCUCACAUACUCCUAUGGAGUACCACACCUUUUUAAGUAGAUCUUUGCCAUAAAAAUAAUCUUACUUUGGUCCAGACCUCUUGUUUCUCACUUUAAGUCCUACAUUAGCAAAUUGUGCUCCGUCUUAAUUGUCAUUCCCCCAUGGAGCCAUCAAUAAGACACGGGUUAAGAUUACAGAAUAAUUAUGCGUGGCUUUGAAAAUUAGGAUAAAGUUGCUCUGAUCAUCAAAACAAUUACAAUUGCUUAUAUAGUUCCAACAUAUUCCACAGCACUGCACUGGGUAGCACAAAAAAAGCAAUUCUAACAAACAUUUUACAUGCGGGAACAGUAGGUCAGCUUUUGUUACAUCACUUAUCCACAAUGGCCUCCUAUCAGUACUAAAGAUUCUGGAUACGUUUGUGUACACUAAAAUGUUGACCAUGCUUUGUUGCAACAAUAAAACCUCUGACAUUCAA
Molecule: messenger RNA, 2082 nt
Organism: Pelobates fuscus (common spadefoot toad)
Lineage: Eukaryota; Metazoa; Chordata; Amphibia; Anura; Pelobatidae
Gene: C8H3orf70
Product: chromosome 8 C3orf70 homolog
Exons: 3
Coding region: 464-1207 (247 amino acids)
Biological process (GO): nervous system development
Source: RefSeq, a predicted model, not a curated record